AUAGAUCGUAGUUCCUAGUUCAGGUGGUGAAAGACGUGUUUUAUUUUGAAGAUCAUCUCAUUACCAUAUAAAAGUUGCGUUGCUGCUGUGUGGCAGAACAGUAGUCGCAGACGCAGUGCUAGGAUACAUAGGGAACUGAGCUCGGGAAUAUCAUUUUUUUUAUGAGAGCGCAUCCGGAUAUGUGUGUUAUGUUACCUGUUUAGUAAAUGACAAGGAAGUUUUUUGCAGCUCAAUCUUGCGUUGUAGUAAAUUGGUACAGAAGUUUAUGACAGCGUUUGAACAUGCUUGUCUGAAUGAUAAGCCGAAACUGGCAAUCAAGUGGAUUUAGGAGAAAUUCUUUACUGUUUCGCGAGUCCGUGAGUCGAUAGGAUCUGAAGAAUUAGAAACGGGAGGAUCACAAACAAGUCUGGAAGCCAUCCUGAUUUUAGAAAUCCCUUCAUCUCAACCUUUGGAUUCUGAACAGAGACGGCAACUGAACCGCAUUCAGGCUAUAGAGGAUGCGUCCUGUCCAGUCCUUCAUCCUCAUGAUCAUCCUGUGCAGCCUCUGUAUUGUCUUCUACUAUUCCUCAUUCAACCUGCAGCUGGCCUACAGCCACCGAUCUCUGCUGGAGGUCUCGGCCAACCCCACCCCGGAGGGAAACCGCGUCAACCACCCUCCGUUUGGUAAGGAUAGUAAAAUGACUGCCUUCAAAGAGGCAAAGCCAAGUGACCCUAUUCCGUUCACCUCUUCUGUUCCUCCUGUUCUUCAAACCGCUGUCACUGUGUCAGCUUCCUUCCGAGAGUUCAUUCCCCAGAACCAAGCCUAUUGGAACCGCUUACUGCACUUUCAACUCCGACGCAUGGGCCAGAGGCAGGAGGGGAUAGGGCAGGAGGGCAGCAACUGGUCCAGCUGCGAACAAAAUCCCGAGCACCUGCGGACCAACGUUCAUGACUUCAGUUCCUAUCCAGAGCUCCACCAGGUCUUCAUACGGGGGAUGGAUUGUAGACACCCGCCCAUCCUGAUCAACCAACCAGAGAAGUGCACCUCGGACGGCGGGGACACAUUCCUCCUCUUCGCCAUUAAGUCGACCCCGAAAAACUUUGAGCAGAGACAGGCGGUCCGGGAGACGUGGGGUCGAGAGGGGGUGUACAGCGGAGGGGUCCGAGUUCGUACAGUGUUCCUCCUGGGCUCCACUUCCCAAGAUGAUCCCGAUCUCAGCCAGUUGCUGGCGUAUGAGGGGAGAAGAUACGGCGACCUUCUUCAGUGGGGCUUCAAGGACUCGUUCUUUAAUCUCACUCUAAAGGAGCAUGUGUUCUAUCGGUGGGCACUGACGCACUGCCCCAACAUCUCCUUCGUCUUUAAAGGGGAUGACGACGUCUUCGCCAACACCAAGGCUAUACUGGCUCACCUGCAGUCCCUGGAGCCGGACAAAGCCUCAAAGCUCUACUUGGGCCAGGUGCUCACUUCUGCUAGUCCUCUGCGUGACACUAAGAGCAAGUACUAUAUUCCCGAGUCCUUUUAUGAGGGUCCAUACCCUGCGUACGCUGGCGGAGGAGGCUACCUCUUCUCUGGGUCAUUAAUCAGACCACUUUACGGCAUCACCCUGACGCUCCCUUUCUUCCCCAUUGACGACGUCUACUCAGGGAUGUGCUUCAGUGCUCUGGACGUCGCCCCAGAGGUGCACCCCGGCUUCCAUACCUUUGACAUACGGGAGCAGGACCGGGAAAACGUGUGUGUUCACAGGAACCUGCUGCUGGUGCACAAGCGGUCACCUCAGCAAAUCCUGCGCCUAUCGAGGAGCAUGAAGAACCCCCUGCUCAUAUGCUAACGUUGAUCCCACUGGCACACGGUUAGAGGUCAACGGUCAGAGGUCAACGGUCAUCCAAGGACAUUGGUUCGGGUAGGACGGCUCAACGAUGGAUAAAAUGGAGUGAAUGCUAGGAUAGAUGCGUAGCGCGGCUGUGGAUGUUCACUAGUGUCGGUCAGCGGUCUGAGAUGGUGGUGUGGGCAAAUCUGAGUGUAUUUCGGGUCUCGACUGGCACAACAAACAAUUAAAUGGCCAUGUGGGAGUUUGAUUAUAUGGAGUAGAAAUGGCUAAAUCCUUGGGUGUUUGACUAAUACAGAUUGAAUAUCUUUACAUUAAGAGAAGCUGUUUGAGGUUUCACUUUAACAUGUUUUAAUGUUCAAAUGGAAGCCUUUUUUCUUUUAUAAUUCUCAUUUCAGGUGUUUUUUUUUGACACCUUUCGACGGAUAGGCUGACGCUAUAAGCCUGUUCUCCCUGUUUAAAAUGCAACCAGUCACAAAUGAAUGUCUUUCCUCCUGGUCAUGCUAAAGUUUCUGAGCCUGAUUGAGCCAGAUGCUUGUUUUCUCUUAUCUUCAAGAUUUGUCAUUGUCUGAUUCUACAGCUUUAGUUACACUAUGGGGACAUCAUUACUUGGAAAUAGUCAUUUUUGCAUGGACAUUGCCAUUGAGAAGUCAGUUGGGUAAAGGAUUGCAAAUGGUUUCAGAAGGACUCGCUUUAUCUGGGAUGUUUGGAUGUUCAGGUUCUGGCAAACAUACUAGAAUACCUGUCGUGUUCUUUGGGAGUGUGUGUUUUCAUUUAAAUUUAUGUAUAUAUAGUUGCAAACAUUUAAAUUAUUUAAAGAUGCAUUGUUAUUUUUGGCCUACAAAGUGGCGAGCAAAACAGAUCCCAACAUUUGUGUUAUGACAUGUAUGUGUUGACCUGGCCAUGUCAGCAAAACCAAUCGUUUUCAAAUUUCUUGAGGUACGAUAGUGAUUCUACUCACAGAUUCUGCACAUAUGAAAACAUUACACAUCCAGGAGGUUAAAAAAAGAAUGCAUCUUUACCUGAACUCACCUAAUCAAAUAAAAUAUUGAAUUUUGGCCUCUUA
This is a messenger RNA of Esox lucius (northern pike), 2871 nucleotides long. RefSeq names its product UDP-GlcNAc:betaGal beta-1,3-N-acetylglucosaminyltransferase 2, like (gene b3gnt2l). Gene Ontology annotation, molecular function: protein N-acetylglucosaminyltransferase activity. Lineage: Eukaryota; Metazoa; Chordata; Actinopteri; Esociformes; Esocidae. The record is from RefSeq and is a predicted model, not a curated record. The transcript has 3 exons. Gene Ontology annotation, cellular component: membrane. The coding region runs from base 498 to 1808 and encodes 436 amino acids.